AUGGGCGGCGAGCCCCAGAGAGCUGGAGUCUCGAGUGCCCUCGCGCCUCGGCGCCAACUCCCGCGCAGUCUGCGGCGCGCGUGGGAGAGCGCCGAAGCCGCCCACACGAGGCGGCGCGCGAUCCGUGGAGAAGGCCACACGUGUCUCUCUCCAUCCCUUCCACUCCUCCUCCUCCUCCUCCUCCUCCUCCUCCUCCUUCCUUUUCGUCCUCAUCCCCCCUCCCCACUUCUCUGUCGGCUGCUGCUCGUGGUGCUGCUGCUCGUGGUCCUCCUCCGCCUCCUCCUUCCCCCUUUCCCCGCGUGGCAUCUCACGCAGAAUUUCGGCCACGUUCGCAGGACCCCCCUGCGUGUCCUGGGCCGUUGCUGGUUUUUGCUCUCUGCCAGGUUCUGUGUAUCGUGCGCGGAGGUCAGGAAAGCCUCCUCGAGGGGCAGCGGAUUCUUGAGAGGUGGAUUUGUUUGCCGGAAAGAAAAAUAA
Molecule: messenger RNA, 474 nt
Organism: Prorocentrum cordatum
Lineage: Eukaryota; Dinophyceae; Prorocentrales; Prorocentraceae
Source: the annotation of a GenBank genome assembly